Molecule: messenger RNA, 1347 nt
Organism: Aspergillus oryzae RIB40
Lineage: Eukaryota; Fungi; Ascomycota; Eurotiomycetes; Eurotiales; Aspergillaceae
Product: MFS transporter
Exons: 4
Coding region: 1-1347 (448 amino acids)
Biological process (GO): transmembrane transport
Molecular function (GO): transmembrane transporter activity
Source: RefSeq, a predicted model, not a curated record
AUGGUAGACCAGAUGACCCGAACCCUUCUCCAAGUGAGGUCAUCAAAAGCGUUCCUCGUCUUCGCAGUUUGCUUUGCUAUAUCGACAAUUGUUCCAUUCGCUCCAACAGCGCUACACGAAAAAGCUGGACUUCCUCUAGAUGAUGUACCGCGUUGGACCUCAAUUCUUCUUACACUUUACGGAGCUGCCAACACCGUCGUUUCUCCCAUAUGCGGAUAUAUCACCGACCGCGUUCAGUCACGCCAGCGGCCAUUUCUCAUCGGUUUGUUGAAACUCGCCACUGCAACCGCGUUACUAUGCGUUGGAAAACACCUAUCUCUAUGGAUCAUAGGCAGGCUGCUUCAAGGAGCAUCUGCAGCCGUUGUGUCAACAGUAGGAAUAGCAAUACUGGUUGACAACUUCGAUGGUGAGGCGGCACUUGGCCAAACACUUGGAUAUGUCGCAAUGGCCACUAUUGUCGGAACGACCGCUGGACCACUAUUGGGUGGUGUCCUGUACGAGCAUGGAGGCUAUUAUGCCCCAUUUGGCUUGGCCUUUGGACUGCUGGUAUUAGACUUCAUCUUCCGCCUCAUGAUGGUCGACUCCCGGGUGAUAGUUGAGCACUCCAAUUCAGGGCAUCCAACUACUUCAGACGAAGAAAGCUGGACUGAUAAAAGUAUCCUCGACAAAAAACAAACGAGCGUGGAAUCAAGGGUUCCGGAACCUCUGCACGACAACUCUCGCUCCAUUGGCUCGACUCUCAUUUUGCUACGAUCUCCGCGAAUGCUUACGGCACUCUUGGUGUAUCUGAUCAUUUCUACUUCCAUGACAUCAUUCGAUAGCGUGCUUCCCAUUUUUGUGCAUAAUACGUUCGCAUGGGCCCAGACAGCUCAGGGGCUUAUCUUCAUCUGUCUGAUGGUCCCUCAAGUCAUGAGUCCUUUGUACGGUUAUACCAUCGAUAGAUGGCCUAGGCUCCGCCGGUAUCAGGCCGCGUUGGCUCUCCUUGGGGCGGUUCCUAUACUGGUUUGCUUUCGAUAUGUGACACAGAAUACACUGGAGCAUAAGGUUCUUCUCUGCGCAUUGCUCGCACUAAUAGGGACGUGCUUUGCAAUCCUGGAGCCACCAAUCAUGGUGGAGAUAUCCUCCAUCGUAGAACAAAUCCAGUCUAAACACCCCGGGAUUUUCGGGAAAGGAGGAGCCACAGCGUUCGCUUACGGAUUAUCUAACUGUGCUUUUGCAGCGGGUGCUAUGGUCGGGCCCUUUCUUGGUGGAUGGGUUCGGGAUACGUACGGAUGGGCCACUAUGGGAUGGGUUCUUGCGUUGCCUCUAGGGGCAUCUAGCCUCCUCGUGCUUGGUUUCUUUCGUUGA